Caenorhabditis sp. 36 PRJEB53466 is the source of this 1217-nucleotide messenger RNA. The record is from the annotation of a GenBank genome assembly. Lineage: Eukaryota; Metazoa; Nematoda; Chromadorea; Rhabditida; Rhabditidae.
AUGCCGAAUCCGCCGCCGAAAGAAGAUACGUGGGCGUUCCAGCCGAUCGGCUCGCCUUUCCCGCCGAGUCCUGUCAAGUGUAUGGGCGAGCAGAAUAUGUACGUGGCGCUGUGGUACAAGCACGGAAAGCCGAUUCACGGACGCUCGUGGAACAACGGAGGAGUCGUCGAGUGCUCGUUUCCCUACAAGGACGCGGAGCUGUCGACGAAGCAGCAGCUGGAGGGGCAGAUCCAGGUGCUCCAGUACCUCGGAGACCAUAACACCCAGGGUGAGAGAAAGAGUUGUAAGAGACGGUAGUUUAAGAGGAAAGAGUUUAGGCUUUUGGUACGAGUGGAUCAAGUACAAGGACCGUCUCGAGAAGCUCGAUGACAAGCACCAGCUGGUGCGUUGCGGAGACUCGUUCCCGAUCUUCUGGAAGCGUGCCGAGGGCAACCUGCUCGGCUACGUGGACAACAAGACCGAGGAGGCGUGGUUCUCGAUCAACGGCAAAGUGCUGAAGCAGCUCGGUCCGCAGCUCAACGAGAUGUUCAUUAUUACGCGCAACUGCAUCGGCGGACCGCCCCACUGCCCGUGUGCGGUCUGUGGAGCCGCGCCGCCGCCGCCGAAGCCGGUGCCACGUGUCGAGAGGGACGAAUGGAUGGACAUCCGCGAGGGAGAUCCGUGGCCGACGCGUCCGCUCGUCAAGGCUCUUGACAAGUCACUCGACACGCUGCCGGGCGUCAAUCCCGACCAGUAUGUGGCCCUCUGGUACAUGCAGGGAGAGCCCGUCAUGGGACGCGUCUGGAAUGAGGGAGGAAAGGUAAUCAACCAAAUCGAUUUGAGAUUUGAGUCUCAUGGGUUGGAAUGUUCAGGUGGCGGCCAAUUUCUCGUGGUUCAACAACGAGUACGCGAAGAACAUCGGAUCGAUGCAGCUGCUGAUCUACCUGCCGGACAGCGUUCGCGGCUUCGACUACGGAUGGAUUCCGUUCCCCGAGGCGGCCAAGUUCGGCGACAAGGAAUGGCAUCCGGUGCACGUGAACAACCACAAGGGCGACAUUUCGGUCGGAGUGGUGAACCUGCCCGGAGGCAAGCAGAUUCUCGCCAAGAUUGACGUCCGCAACGAGAAGUACGGCUACGGAUACCAGGGCAAGGAGCACUCUGCGACCGCGAAGGGCUGCUCGGACAGCACGAUCGUGCUCUGCCGCAAGGCCAAGCCAGGCUACAAACUGGACGGAUAA